AAAGCUGCUAGAGAAUCAUCCAAAGAGGAGCGUUUGCUUUCAAUGGGUUUGGGGCUGGAGGAGGAGGAGGAGGAGCUGGCAGUCCCACGCCCCUACGAGGACAACAGAACUGACUGGCGAGGUUGGAGGAAAGGUUUCAAGGCCGGGAGGCGAGGCAAGCCUCUGGAAACGAGCCCGAUUGGGGGCGGAGCCCGCCUCGGUAAUACGGAGCUCGCAAUGGGAGUCGCCCAUCCACAUUCCCCCCGGAAACUCGCCGGGCAACUUUGAAAGCGGCGCUCAGCCUUUCCACGAAAGCGGGGUUCCUGCUUCUGCCUGAGCCGAGCAACAGCAGCCAGCGACGCCGGACGAAGAUGGGGGUGACGCUGGGCUACUGGGAUAUCCGUGGGGUACGUCGGGGUCCUUGGUUGGCGGGGGGCAGGCUGGGGAUGUCUUUUGGCCAGCAGAGCUCCGGUCUUGGUACCAAAACUCACGCUCUGCUCCUGAUGGGCGGACGUGUAUUCUAUGAGUGCCUCGCAGGCAGACGUGCAACAGGUGCAGCUUUCCGAAGACGCAUCUGCAGCGGCGGUAGAAAACUUCGCCCGUUGACUUCUGCCUGGGAGUUAAAAAAUCACAGACAGGGAAACGGGCUGCCGGAGUCCGGCGAGAGGCUCAGGCUGCAACCCUCUCCCCGCUUACUAAGCCACCCAACUCGGGGAAAGACAAGGAUAUUCUAUUAUCAGGGCCGGAUUUAGGUUUGAUGAGCCCCUAAGCUACUGAAGGUAAUGGGGCCCUUUAUAUGUCCACCUGUCCUUUGCCAACAACAAAUUGUCGCUAUUUUUUGUGUUGAAUAUUUGCAAUUUGGUAAUUUAUGGACCUAAUCGGUAUCUAAAGCCAUUUGCACAUAACAAAUAGGAGCUUACACAACACAAAACACUGUUGCUGUAUGUAGGUUUUAUUUUAUUUGUUUUUUAUCUUAUAUUUUGGAAAUGGACAUCCAUUUUUGGGGGGGGGGGCAAAAGAGUGGGGCCCUAAGCUAUAGCUUGUUUAGCUUAUAGGUAAAUCCGGCACUGAGUUAUUGUUAUUUAUUGUAUAUAAGCUGCUUUGGGAUUCAUUUGGAUGAAAAGCAUCAUAGAAAUACAAUCAAUCAAUCACUCAAUCAAACGUCCGGUGCUCCAGCAUCUAUUUAGCACGCUGAAGAUCAAUCGCCGCUGUCUCCAGACACCUGUGGGGGAGACCCGGUCUGAAAGCCCGGAGAGUCGCUGCCAGCCCGUGUGGACAGCAUCAGGCCCCACGCGGAGUUGGCGUGACUCAGCGCCAGACCUCGAGUUCCCUGAAAUUCCGGCUUUGGCGCGGGGGCGACGGGAUUGCAUCGUCAGCGCGUUUCCUGUGGCCGCGAUUUCCCCCUUGAUUUUCACGGGGAAGCUCGGAGAUACGCCCCGACGGGCAAGCUGAGCAGCCAAUCCCGGCGCCGAGCCGCUUCCCUCCCCUCUUACCUCUUCAAUCCGGUGCCAAAAAGGGUUGGAUAACAGUUGGGUGACGGUGUCAUCAGCGAGAGUGAAAAGCAGUGAUGGUGGUGCAGGAGGAGAAGGAGCCAGUUCCAUCUUGCCAAAAAUUCAGCCGCCUCCCUCCGGCAGACCCGCGUCUCUGGAGUCCUAAGGAGGCAGGCUGGCCACGUCUUUUUUUCCUUUCCUCUUCUUCCUGCGCUCUGUGCAGGUGCAAAAAAGCACAUCCCAGCCCCAUCCUGCUCCCUGGCCCCAGAUCUUUGUUCAAGUACCAGCUUGUCCCUGCCCGGAGAGCUCCUGGAAACGCACUUAACAUCCUAGAUAGAAUUGUAGAGUUGGAGGGGACCACGAGGGGUCAUCUAGUCCAACCCCCUGCAAAGCAGGAAUCUUUUGCCGAGCGUGGGGCUCGAACUCCAACCUUGAUAUUAAGAGUGUUCUCCCGACUGAGCUACCCCAAGGACCUUCUGGAACAGAGCUCCUUUUCGGUAAUGGUGCCUUGAAUGUGGAAUGCUUUCUGCAUGGCAAUGACAUGGCAAUAUUUUUCAGUGCCACAUUCAGGUCUCCCUUUUUGCCCAGCGCAGGUGGCGCCAGGGUGGUAGUGGGGGGAAGGCAAGUGCCUCCCAUAAGGAGCUCCCCCCCCCCCGCUGCCACUUGACCCCCAUUUCUCCCAUCAUUAAAAUAUGCUGUAUUUUUCUCUUUUUCUGGAGCAGUCGCUGUAAUGCCCAGGCAUUUGGGGCAAUAUUUUUGUUGGAGCUGCCUUCCUUCUCUGCUUCUACCUUUCCCUCUUGUUCUCUUUCUUCGUUUGUUUUGUAUUCUAUUCAUAUGUUGCAGGAACAGAUUUAUUCACACUUUUAUACACUAUGCUGGAAUCUUCUUGAUGAAAGGUGGCUAAGAAAUAUUUAAAAUUAAGAAACAAAUGAGAAAUGAAAGCUUUUGAGCUUGCGCCUAUGCUUGAAAAGGAGUGGGGAGCACCCAAGCCAAGAGGGUAGGCUCCUUCCUGUCACAAUAAACCAUGGUUUUAUGUGAUGUCUGAUCACAGCCACUGACAUGCAACAGGGUUUUCAGUAAUGCGAGGAGGCUAUUGAAUAGUAACCUUGUUAGCAUGUGCUAUCUUCAUCCGUGAAGUAUCAGCAGACAUGUCAGUAUCCUUUGCCUUGGGCCAUUGCUAGUCUGGAGCAGAUGUAAUUGUCUGCUUUUUCCACCACUGGUGAUUAUUCUGCCACUAAAUAUUUGUCUCUUCCUUUUUGCAGCUUGCCCAUGCAAUCCGACUCCUUCUGGAAUACACAGGGACCGCAUUUGAGGAUAAACAAUAUGCACCUGGAGAUGGUAAGGAGCUGUCCCUUUGCAGCCAAUAAUGAAUCCCAUCAGCAGUUAGGAUUAUUGCCAGUUGCCUUAUUUUAUUUUAUUUUAUUUUAUUUUAUUUUAUUUUAUUUUAUUUUAUUUUAUUUUAUUAUUUUAUUUUAUUUGCUUAGUGUCUUUGAAUUAUCUAGCUGUGGGAAUGGUAGAGAGCAGAGAAAACAACAUCCAAGAACACUUAAAAAUAGAUGGAUAGAUAGAUAGAUAGAUAGAUAGUAAUUUGCACCUUUUAUUUGACUUUCACAAAAGAGUAGGAUUAAAUCCUGGUGCAGCUGCUGACUCUGAUCUUCAGGGGUGGACUGAAGGUAGACAGCAGCUUGCGAGUUCUGGAGGCCACUUAGUGUGCUCCUUGCUGGGAUUCCUGCAAAGAUAGCUGGGCUAGGAGGACCUUGAUCUGAGCCAGAAAGACCUUUAUGUUCUCAAGUAACCAUGCACUCUCAAGAUCACUUAUGGCAGGCUUCCUCAACCUUGGCCCUCCAGAUGUUUUUGAGACUACAAUUCCCAUCAUCCCUGAUGACUGGUCCUGCUAGCUAGGGAUCAUGGGAGUUGUAGGCCAAAAAAACAUAUGGAGAGCCAAGGUUGAAGAAGCCUGACUUAAGGGUUUCUGAGUAUGCCUUCUGGCUUUUAAACAUGCAAAACUUCCUGGUGAACCUCAAGGAUUCAAGGGUUGUAUGUGUGUUUAAUGCAGACCACAUGAAAUGUUUUAGUGAUGCGAUUUGGAAUGCAACAGAUGAUCUCUUGCUGUUGUAUGCAGUAUGGGUUGUAUAUUGGACAGUGGCCAAUUCAGCCCUGUGUUUUUACAGCUAGAAUGACCUUCCCCAACCUGGCACUGGCUGUUUUGGACUAUGGCUCCCAGCAUGAGAUUACUAGGAUUCAUGCCUGAUAACCCCCUUAGGAAUGAAGCCAAAAACACAAGAGAAUCUGGCUAUGAAGGAGAAAACUUACUUUUCAUACCUGUAUUUACAGCUCCUGAUUUUGAUGCAAGUCAGUGGCUUAAUGCGAAGGAGACGCUGGGCUUGGACUUCCCAAAUGUAUGUAGCAACUGUGGAAACAACCAGCAACAUGUUGUUGUGCAUUGAUGGGGAUGGUAGGGUCAUUCUCCUGCUGCUCCCUUUUGAAAUGAGUGAGAGCCAUCAGGGGUCGCAGCUCAGUGGAAAAUGAUGAUGGUGUGUGAGCAGAAUCUAAAGCAGUGGAUUGGCUGGAGGUUGAGAUCUGCAGUGCAUUCCUGGCUUCUUGCUGGAGCAAAGGAAGCCAGAGGCCAGAGGGCCUUUCAAGUGUGCCUGGGGAAGAAGCCAGGCCCUGUAAAUUCUGCAACCAAAUUCUCACGCACAGUUCUCUAGUUUAUGAGGGCUAUGUUCUGUUCUGAGCAACUUUCCAAGGGCCACAUGCCAGUGCUGGGCAGGGCCACAGGCAAAACUGGGUGGAGCAAUGCAAAUUUUACCGUUAUGCCUUAGGCUAGUUUCUGCACAUAUUCUCUCAACCAUCUCUGUGUCCAGGGCAGGACUAACCAUUAAGCAAAAUAAGCAUGUGCUUAGGGCAUCAAGUAGGGCACCACAGGAAUUUUCCAUUGCCAGAUUUUCAACAUUAGUGGUCAGAAAUUGCUCAGUUGAGUGUUCGUUUUCUCAGUUGAAGAUUAUCAAAAAUCCCAGCAGAACAACUAUGCAAGAAGACAGACUGGAUGCCUUAUCUCUACCAAGUAUAGAAGCAGAUGUGUUAUGCAAGAUUAGUUAUGAGGAUCUGAUCAAAGACUUUGCAAUUAGAAAAAGUAGGAGAAAAAUUUUCAGAUAUAAAUAAAGUGGAAGUGUAAAAAAUAAACAUUAUUUUCCAUCUUACUGUUGGUUUUGUUUUAUUUUGAAAAAUAUAAUUUUAUUUUAUGGUUUAUUAUUGUUAUAUUUUGAAUUAGAUAUACAUGGAGGCAUCAAAAUCUUUUAAGCGCUUAGGGCCUCUAAAGACCUUAUUCCAGCCCUGUCUCUAGUCUCCAUUCAAUGAAACAAGAAGCACACACCUUAAACGCCAUACAUUUAAUGUGCAAGACUUUCCUCAAAGAUUCUGUGGGACUUGGGGGACUUGAGAAAGACUGGAAGCUACUACACCUAGGAUAUGAAAACUAUCACCCAGCAGUGCGAAAUGGCUUCUCUUGAAGCCAUUUCAGCUUAGAAAGCCUUUCGGUUGAUGCUGUUUCUCCUAAGUAAAUGGGAAGUUGUCCAUCAAGGAUGAGAAGGUAAUGAAGUUUUAUGGGUAGCUUCAUCUGCACUGGCACCAUUAACCUUUCCUAUCCUUUCCUUAGCUCCCUUAUCUAAUCGAUGGUGAGACGAAGAUCACACAAAGCAACGCCAUCAUGAGAUACAUUGCACGCAAGCACAAGAUGUGUGAGUCUUUUUGGCACUAGUGUUUCUUUGGAAGCCAGCUUAAAAUCAAUCAAUUAAUUAAGUGACUGAUAAUAUUCUAGCCAAAUAGUUGGUUAGUGGGUACUCUCUUACCUUCUGUGUAUGUUGCAUUUCUACAGGUGGUGAGAGUGAAGAAGAAAUGGUCAGAAUAGAUAUGCUUGAAAACCACAUUAUGGAUCUGAGAAUGGCCUUUGCCAAAGUUUGCUACAGUCCAGAUUUUGUGAGUUUUGUGGUUUGCAUCCCCCCUUCCCAAAUUGGAACUGAUCAGGAAUCUAGCAGAUGUUGAGAAUCAUUUGGGGAUCAGUAUGGUGUGUGAGCGGGUCAAAAGAUAGCACUUACAUAAGGCUGAACAAAUAAUUCUUUCUGCUCUUGUGGGACUGGGAGGGGAACAAAAGUCUGUAAAGUUACAACCAAUAAGCAGGCAUGAGAGAGAAAGGAAGUCUAUAACUGGGGAGUCAGUAGUCCAAGGUUUCGCAAGAGUUGAGCUGGAAAUCAAUCUGUGUACCUAAUAAUUCAGGAACUUCUGGUUGCAGGAGAAACUGAAGCCUGAGUACCUGGAGCAGAUACCUGGAAAACUGAAGCUGCUCUCCCAGUUUUUGGGGAACAAGAAGUGGUUUGCAGGAAAGAAGGUACAUGUGCUAUGUAUAAUUCUAUAGAAACAAAGAUGUCUCUCUAGUUCUAGGGCUCAAUUUACAAUGUAUUCCACUUGUAAUUUUCUAGAUCACCUAUGUAGACUUUCUUGCAUAUGACAUAUUGGAUCAGCACUGGAUGUUUGAGCCAAAGUACUUUGAUCAGUUCCCAAAUCUGAAGGAUUUCCUUAGCCGCUUUGAGGUGAGAUUUACUGUGAUGUAUGCACUGAUCUGCCUGUUGUCUUUGUCCAUGGAGUUUUCUUGGCAGGGAUACUGGAGUGGCUUGCCGGUUCCUGCUCCAGGUGGAUCACGUUUGGUCAAAACUCUCCACUAUGACCUGUCCAUCUUGUAUGGCCCUACACGGCAUAGCUCAUAGCUUCUCUGAGUUAUUCCAGCCCCUUCGCCACAGCAAAGUGCCUGGCAUGCUCUGGUCCAUGGGGUCACAAAGAGUCGGACACGACUAAACGACCAAACAACACCAACAACAUGCACUGAUCUGUAGUAGGAAUUGUUCUUAUAUUGAUAGCAAAGGAAAUGCAAUUCCUCGAGUUGCUCUUUGUCUCCCACAGCAACAACCCCGAGUGGUGUGGCAAUCAUUCCUUCUUCCCAGGCAACUCUGUGAACUCUGUAAUACAGCUCUGUGAUUGGAAACUCUCAGCACACUUAAGGGACUACAGCUCCCAGAAUUCUUUGGGGGGAAUUCCAUGACUCUUUAAAGGGGUAUCAUAGCACUUUAAAUGUACAUUGUACAUUGUGCAUGUGGCCUUAGUCUCAGUGCUGCCUUUGUGGAAUUCAAGCAGGGAGUAGCAUGGGGACAAAACCAGAAUUAGUUAGCUGCGUUGGUUGCCAGGGGGUGGGGGCAGCCUGGUCAACCCCUAGGUACACUCCUACAGGCAAGCAAGAGGCAUUAUCAGAGUUCAAGCACACAUUUCAGCAUGGCGAAAACAUUUCUGAAGCAUUGUGGAUCCUAAACAGCUAUUUUCAGUUUUUCUCGAGAGUCAGGUUUAGACUCUUGCUAUGUGUUGCUGUUUAAUGACUAUUCCCUUGCAGGCUUUGGAGAAAAUUUCUGCCUACAUGAAAUCUGACCGUUUCAUGAAGGCUCCCAUCUUUUGGAGACUCGCCAAGUGGAGCUAUGAAAAAGUGUAGAGGAGACUGGGAACCUUAAAGCCUCUGCAGAUGGGUGUUAGCAUCAGUGAUGGCCCCUGAGUGAAUCACCAUCCCUUCAUGCUUUUAAACAUGUUAUGUUAUGCUGUGACCCUUAAUCCAGACUGUCAUUAAUAAAACCUAUUGGAUACUAAA
This is a messenger RNA of Podarcis lilfordi (Lilford's wall lizard), 7152 nucleotides long. The record is from the annotation of a GenBank genome assembly. Lineage: Eukaryota; Metazoa; Chordata; Lepidosauria; Squamata; Lacertidae.